Messenger RNA from Echinops telfairi (small Madagascar hedgehog), 1771 nucleotides. RefSeq names its product coiled-coil domain containing 63 (gene CCDC63). Gene Ontology annotation, cellular component: axoneme. The transcript has 11 exons. Gene Ontology annotation, biological process: cilium movement; outer dynein arm assembly. The record is from RefSeq and is a predicted model, not a curated record. The coding region runs from base 59 to 1708 and encodes 549 amino acids. Lineage: Eukaryota; Metazoa; Chordata; Mammalia; Afrosoricida; Tenrecidae.
AGAAGCAGUCACUGAGAAGGAAGCUUUCACUGAGCAGAAGAACACCAGUCCCUCCGAGAUGCCGACGAAGCACCGGAGAAAGGGCUCAGAUGAUCCCCAGGAAGUUUCAGAGAAGACCAGAGAGCAACAGGUGGAGAUGGAGCUUAGGAAAUUAAGGCAGCAGUUCCGGAAAAUGGUGGACAGCCGGAAGUCCUUUAACUUCCGCUCCCAGCAGAAGAUCAUGAACCAGUGCAAGAAGAUCAAGACCUUGCAGGAGGAGCAUGAUGAGAUCAACCUGCUUCUGGGGCUCAUCAAAUCCUCUAAGAACCUGGAUCUGAAUGAGAAGAACUACAUGGAGCUGCGCUUCCUGCAGCAAACCCAGGAGGACUACAAGACCCUGAAUCAGUCCCUGAAGACACUGCUGGCUGAGCUGGAGGAGAAGAUUGCUCAGGUAGAACAAAAACUUGUAAACCAAAAGCAGAUCUUCACCAAAAUGCAAGAGGCCAAUAACCCCCGGAAACUGCAAAAACAGAUCCACAUUCUGGAAACCCGUUUGAAUCUUGUCACCGUCCACUUUGACAAUAUGUUGACCACCAAUGCCAAGCUCCGGAAGGAGAUUGAAGACCUCCGGUUUGAGAAAGCCGCUUAUGACCACGUCUACCAGGAGCUGCACAGGCGCCUGUCCAUGCAGAAGAAAACCAUGAAUGUGGCCAUUGAGCAGUCUGCUCAGGCUUACGAGCAGAGGCUGGAAGCCAUGGCUCGGAUGGCCGCCAUGAAGGACCGCCAGCAGAAGGACAUCUCUCAGUACAACUUGGAGAUCCGGGAGUUGGAGCGCGUCUACGCCCACGAGAACAAGCUCAAGUCCUUCCUGCUCGUGAAGCUGAAUGACCGCAUGGAGUUCGAGGAGCAGGCCAGAAAGGAAGAAGCCCUCAAGGCCAAGAAGCAUGGGAAGAAGCACAAAGGGGAGAGUUUCGAGAGCUACGAGGUGGCCCACCUCCGGCUGCUGAAGCUGUCCGAGAAUGGGAACCUGGACCAGCUCAUUGCGGAGUUCCUGGCCAAGGAGGAGAAGAACUUUGCCCGGUUCACCUAUGUCACAGAGCUCAACAAUGACAUGGAGAGGAUGCACAAGAAGACCGAGAGGAUCCAGAACGAGAUCAUCGACUUGAAAUCCCGGCAGAAAUCAUUCCAUGAGGACCAUUGUUCCACCCUGAGACAACUAGAGGAGAAACUGAAGAAGACCACGGAGGAAGCGGAUUUGUACGAGAACAACUACAAGGAGAUCAGCAGGACCUUGGAGAACCUCAGGAACUCGGUGGAGGCUCUGUUCACGAAGAUCCACUGUGACGCCACCAAGGUCCUGGUGCAGCUGGGGGAGACGGGCAAGAUCACCAACUCCAACCUUCCGCAGUAUUUCUCCAUCAUUGAAAAGAAGACCAACGACCUGCUGCUGUUAGAGGCUUGCAAACGGGUCUUCGAUAUGGAAGGGGCAGAGACCGAGGUCCCACCAGCCUUCGCCAACCCUUUCUGGGGUGGCUCAGCCCUCCUCAAGACAUCAGAGGGCAGCAAGGUCUUGCCGCCUAUGUUGACAUUGGAGAUUGUCAGCGAAAAGCUAGAUGAAGUGGAUCAUCCACUGGACCACAGGAGCCUUCGGCAGCUGGUGCUGGACAACUUAAAAUUGAAGGAAGCUCGGACCUCGCGCCUGGAGAGUGACCCAAGAAGGAAAAACUAGCAGCUGGGGCGGUCGGUGUGGCACCACCACCAGUGAGAGUAAACUAUUGUUCUGUCACUGCGA